Cheilinus undulatus (humphead wrasse) is the source of this 643-nucleotide messenger RNA. RefSeq names its product insulin-like 3 (Leydig cell) (gene insl3). The transcript has 2 exons. Gene Ontology annotation, cellular component: extracellular region. Lineage: Eukaryota; Metazoa; Chordata; Actinopteri; Labriformes; Labridae. Gene Ontology annotation, molecular function: G protein-coupled receptor binding; hormone activity. Gene Ontology annotation, biological process: adenylate cyclase-inhibiting G protein-coupled receptor signaling pathway. The record is from RefSeq and is a predicted model, not a curated record. Bases 1 to 399 code for a protein of 132 amino acids.
AUGUCUCCUGCUAAGAGUUUGGUGUCUCUGAUGCUAGUGUUGGUGGCUGCAGGCUGUGUUAGUCAGGCCCAGGAGAGGAUUAAGAUAUGUGGGAGAGAUCUGAUACGUCUGGCCGUCUCAUCCUGUGGUAACUCUCGGCUUCGGAGGAGCAUCAUGGAUGUAGAAUUCCAGCAGGAUCAAUACACCUCUCUCUGGGACCGGGAGGCCUCCACAGAGGAGCACCAGGCUCUUGGGAUGCUCCAGACUCCUCCAGAAUCAGAAGCUGGGGAUGAGACGGCGGCCCCCUUGGCUCCUCACUGGUACUCCUCCUCUUCUCGGCUAAGAAGAGCUGCUGGAAAAAUAUCUGAUAUUUGCUGUGAAAAGGGAUGCAGCAUGAGAGAGCUGAUCCAGUUCUGUUAGAUCGACAGAAAUCUCUCUCAUGUUUUCUCUACUUGAAGGCCAUUUAAAGGAAUCUUUUUUUCCUGUUAGCCCUAAGAAGACUAUUUGCUAGAUUUAAUGAUGUCAUAUUGUGUUAAACUUUAUACAUUAUUAAUUAUGGCUACUUGAUCAUAUUAUAUAAAUUAUUGACAAUGUUAUCCUGCAGGACAAAAGCUGAAAUUAGAAAUAAUCUCAGGUUUAUUUUCAUCAAUAUAAUUUAUUCUCU